Molecule: messenger RNA, 2392 nt
Organism: Fundulus heteroclitus (mummichog)
Lineage: Eukaryota; Metazoa; Chordata; Actinopteri; Cyprinodontiformes; Fundulidae
Gene: taf6l
Product: TAF6-like RNA polymerase II, p300/CBP-associated factor (PCAF)-associated factor
Exons: 12
Coding region: 274-2193 (639 amino acids)
Biological process (GO): RNA polymerase II preinitiation complex assembly; transcription initiation at RNA polymerase II promoter
Cellular component (GO): transcription factor TFIID complex; SLIK (SAGA-like) complex; SAGA complex
Molecular function (GO): RNA polymerase II general transcription initiation factor activity; transcription coactivator activity; protein heterodimerization activity
Source: RefSeq, a predicted model, not a curated record
UGUUUGUAUCUGUUUUAUGAGCCAGCUACAUCUAAAGGCUGCAGUCUGUGCUCCUGUCUCUCAGCUCUGCUCUUUACCUCAUCACAACGUCAGCCACUUUCAUUCUAGCUCAUUUCAUCUUUUACUUAUAAAACGUUCUUUCUGACAUCUUUAACGUGGACUGUCGCUACCCGACAGCCUUUGCUCCAUGGUUAUUGGUGGGGAAGUUGAAGCCUAAGAGGUGCGAUAUCCUGACGCCUCUGCUUUGGCAGCUUCUGUGUGGUCAGCGUAACCAUGGCGGACCGUGAGGAGCGGCGCUUCGCCGAGGUUUCCCGCGACUCCGUCAAACUCAUGGCAGAGAGCACCGGUGUGGAUCUCCCGGAUGAUGUAGCUGCUCUUCUUGCUGAGGAUGUGUGUUACCGACUCAGGGAGGCGGCACAGACGGGUUCUCAGUUUAUGAGACAUGCCAAAAGGAGGAAGCUGACUGUGGAGGAUCUGAACAGAGCUCUUCGUUGGAGCCGGGUGGAGGCCGUCUGCGGUUAUGGGGCGCAGGACACGCUGCCCUUCCGUUCGGUCAAAGAGGGAGAGCUUUUCUUUGUCGAGGAUCGGGAAAUUAACCUGAUUGAGCUGGCCCUGGCCACCAACAUUCCUAAAGGUUGUGCUGAGACCAUGGUGCGAGUUAAUGUGGCAUAUCUUGAUGGUAAGGGCAGCGUGGAGCCUCAGGGGACAGUUCCCAGUGCUGUGCAGACUCUGUCAGACGACCUCCACAAGUACUACCAGCAGAUCACCAGGGCCAUCCUGGGGGAGGACCCCCAUCUCAUGAAGAUGGCUCUACUCGACCUUCAGUCAAACUCAAAGAUCGCUGCCCUGCUGCCUUACUUUGUUUAUGUCAUUAGUGGAGUCAAAUCAGUAAGCCAUGAUUUGGAGCAGCUCAACAGGCUCUUGCACAUGGUGAAGAGCUUGGUCCAGAACCCGUACCUCUACCUGGGCUCAUAUGUACGCAGCCUGGUCUCUAGUGUCAUGUACUGCAUCCUGGAGCCACUAGCUGCCUCCAUCAACCCCCUCAAUGACCACUGGACCCUCAGGGACUAUGCAGCGCUGCUCCUUAGCCACAUCUUCUGGACCCAUGGUGAUCUAGUGAGUGGUCUCUACCACCAGAUCCUGCUUUCUCUGCAGAAGGUUCUUUCUGACCCAGUCAGGCCUCUCUGCUCCCAUUACGGCGCUGUGGUGGGCCUUCACGCUCUGGGUUGGAAGGCUGUGGAAAGAGUGCUGUUCCCACACCUGCCUGCUUACUGGGCCAACCUGCAGGCUGUCCUGGAUGACUACUCAGUAUCUAAUGCUCAGGUCAAAGCAGAUGGACACAAAGUCUACGGAGCCAUCCUGGUGGCAGUAGAGCGCCUGCUGAAGAUGAAGGCCUUGUCUCUGUCCCAGUCAGCAGACGGAGGAUCAACUGCUCCCUCGGGUUCGGUAGCAGGAUCUAUGGGCUACAGAGUGAGCUCCCCGGGCCUCAGUCCUCCUUCAGAACCUCUGUCAGAAGCUGUUCUUGGGAUUGCCAGCCACCUCCAAGCCGGCGGGGCUGGCUGCCCGUGGGAAGAGUGGUCCCCAGUCCCUCUUCCUGCAAUGUACAGUGAGCUCUACUCUUUCUUUGGGGACAGUCUGGCGGUCAGGUUUAGCACAGGCCCGGGCUUUGGGAGCUAUCGCCCCUGCACUCCGGCCUGUUUCAGGGAACCCAGGAAGGAACCUCUCGGCCCACUUGCAAACCCCGACACUGCCCGUAAAAUGCCGCAGCUGACCGCGAACCUCAACAUCAGCCCACGAGAGGAUGGGAGCCCUCGCACCGAUCCUCCUCCUCCGAGCCUAGCAGCCACAGGCGCAGGAAGGUCUUUGGCUCGUUCCUCCUCCGUGCAGCGCUCCAGAUCUUCCUCGUCACGUCCGGGCCAGCGUUCCACAGGUCUUUCUCGCGACGUCUUCCCCAAGGCUCGUUUUAUCUCGCCGCAGUCAGGGCCGCCAGCAUUCUCCUUUGUCAUUGGUGGACGGCAAAUGGGUCGACGUUGCCAGGGCCGGCGGCCGUUUCAGACCACCUUUGCUUCCACUUCAUCUCUGCCUACCAACCCACCUCGUGCAUACGCCCACAAACUGCCUGUGAUCGGCAGGGUAGGCAAACCUGUGCGCCGCUGGACAUGUUCACAUUACUCGCUGUACCUGCCUCUGUAGUGAGCAGGUGAUGUGUAGGACGCUGUAGGUGUGGACUCCUACAGACUGUUAUUGUUCUUAAUAAACUGCUCCCACGAUGCUUUUAUAGUUAUAUUGUCAGGAAUUAUUUUGUUUCUUGUGAGAAAGCAAAUACGAACGUCUGAGAUUCAGGAGACAGAAAAGUUCUGUGCUGCUUCUCCUCAUUUAAAGUGUCUAAACG